AUGAAUCAUGAAAGUCCUAAUCUCUCAGGCUCAGAUAGUAAAAAAUCAGAUAAUAAUAAUCAAGCUAGAUCAUCUAUUAUUAUACGUGGUAUCCGAUAUAAUCAUCCAAGAAUAAAUACUAUCAGUAGAUGGGGAAUUCUUCCAUCAAUCUUAAAUACUGAAAUUGAAGAUGUCAUCAGUACUGAACAAGACUUAGCCAAUAGCAAAGAAGAUAAUAUUAGAAAUUUGAUCAUAGAUCUGACAACAAAAUUUCCAGAUCCAACAAUUGAACAGGAAUUGAAUGGAUAUACCAAGAUUAAUAAUAUACAAAUACCUACAAAAAAAGUACUCAAUAAAAUGCAAAUUAUUAAAAUUGUGUUAGACAAAUAUCAGAAAUGUGAAGAGAAUGAUUCUAAUAAUACUGAUGAAGAAUCAUCUGAAAUUUCUAUUUCAGAAAGAUUGAUUGAAUUAAAGAAAUUUAUCAAUUUUUUUGAGCAACAGAAAAGUAGGGAUUUUAAUAUAGAAGAUUUAAAGAUCUGUUUAUAG
This is a messenger RNA of Ambispora leptoticha, 525 nucleotides long. The record is from the annotation of a GenBank genome assembly. NCBI's taxonomy places the organism in Eukaryota, Fungi, Glomeromycota, Glomeromycetes, Archaeosporales, Ambisporaceae.